Messenger RNA from Ceratotherium simum simum (southern white rhinoceros), 2264 nucleotides. It is a transcript of the gene ANGPT4, whose product is annotated as angiopoietin 4. The record is from RefSeq and is a predicted model, not a curated record. NCBI's taxonomy places the organism in Eukaryota, Metazoa, Chordata, Mammalia, Perissodactyla, Rhinocerotidae. Gene Ontology annotation, biological process: blood coagulation.
GAAGAGGAAGGAAGGGAAGGGGGAAAAUAGAGGUGCGGGGGUGUCUGGGGGCGGGAGCAGGAGGCGGUGGGAGGAAGCGAGCAGCUGUGGUAUUUGGAGCAAGUAUAAAUAGCCGCCUGGACGAGCUCGGCCAAACAGUGGUUUGCAGCUGCAGCCCUGCGGGCAGGCGGUCCACUGUCGGCCACACGGGUUCGUCCUGGGCACGGAGUUGGGCAGUGGGCAGGCAAAGCCCCUGGGGGCUCUGACCGGACACCCCUCGCCAUCGCCACAUCUCCUGAUGCUCUCCCGGCCAGCCAUGUUGCUGGGCGGCCUCCUCCUCACGGUGGCCACCAUGACUGCAGCCCAGCGGAGGGGGCAGGAGGCGGGCGGGCGCCGCCGGGCGCACCGAGUCCAGCACGGCCAGUGCAGCUACACCUUCGUGCUGCCCGAGCCUGAGCCCUGCCCGCCGGAGCCUGAGGCCUUCGGGGGCUCCAACAGCCUCCAGAGGGACUCGCCGGCCGCUGCACUGAGCCUGGGGGACUGGCCGGCCCAGCGGGUGCGACAGCUGGAGAAGGUGCUGGAGAACAACACACAGUGGCUGCAGAAGCUAGAAAGGUACAUCCAGAUGAACUUGAGGUCGGAGCUGGCGCAGGCCCAGCAGCACAUGGUCCAGAACCAGACGGCCACCAUGCUGGAGCUGGGCACCAGCCUCCUGAACCAGACCACCGCCCAGACCCGCAAGCUGACCGACGUGGAGGCUCAGGUCCUGAACCAGACAUCGCGCAUGGAGAUCCAGCUGCUGGAGACCUCGCUGUCCACUAACAAGCUGGAGAAGCAGCUGCUGCUGCAGGGCCGUGAGCUCCACCGGCUGCAGGGCCAAAACAGCGCGCUGGAGACGCGGGUGCAGGCCCUGGAGACGCAGCAGCAGGCGGAGCUGGCCAGCCUCCGCGGCGAGAAGGAGCGGCUGCGGCGCCUGCUGGGCCGCCAGAACGGCGCCCUCGCCGGCCUCGAGCGCAGCCUGCGCGCCGCCAGCAGCAACUCGAGUCUCCUGCAGCGCCAGCAGCACCAGCUGCUGGAGUCGGUGCAGCGCCUGGUGCGCGUCGUGGGCCAGGGCCCGGCCUCCAUGAGGGCAGCCGAGCAGGUGUUCCAGGACUGUGCAGAGAUCCAGCGCUUCGGGGCCAAUGCCAGUGGCAUCUACACCAUCCAUGUGGCCAAUGUGACGGGGCCCAGGAAGGUGUUCUGUGACAUGGAGGCCAAUGGAGGUGGGUGGACCCUCAUCCAGCGCCGUGAGAAUGGCAGCGUGAAUUUCCAGCGGAACUGGAAGGAUUACAAACAGGGCUUUGGUGACCCAGCCGGGGAGCACUGGCUGGGGAAUGAAGUGGUGCACCAGCUCACCAGCAGGGCAGCCUACUCUCUGCGCGUGGAGCUACAAGACUGGGAAGGCAAUGAAGCCUACGCCCAGUAUGAGCAUUUCCAGCUGGGCAGCGAGGGGCAGCUGUACAGGCUUUCUCUGAGCGGAUACAGCGGCUCAGCAGGGCGCCAGAGCAGCCUGGUCCUGCAAGGCACCAACUUCAGCACUCGUGACGCAGACAACGACAACUGUCUCUGCAAGUGCGCCCAGAUGCUGUCCGGAGGGUGGUGGUUUGACGCCUGCGGCCUCUCCAACCUCAAUGGCAUCUACUACCCGGCCCACCACCACGUGCGCAAGCUCAACGGCGUCCGCUGGCACUACUUCCAGGGCCCCAGCUACUCACUGCGCACCACUCGCAUGAUGGUGCGUCCCGCGGGCAUCUGACGGGCAGCCGCGCCUGGAGGCUUGACCACAGGCGGAGCUGGGGCUCGGAACCGCCCUGACGAGCUGGACAAACACAGGACACGGGGCCAGGGCUUGUCCGGGACCCCCUGGGUCUCCUGAGCCAGCCCUCCUCGCCCCAGGAGUCCAGAGGAGUCAGCCGCCUCCCUGUGCCCCUCAUUGUGAAAUGGCAGGCGCUGGGGGAUCCUGCCUCUGCGGUGUGCCUCUCUCCUCUUCCCUCCCGUCUCCUGCCUGCUGAGGCUCACAGUACCCUGCAUGAGCUGAGAACAGACUUAACUUGGCUCCUCAAAGGAACACAUGACUAAUGGUGGAAUUUCAGGAGGUGGGAAGGUAUUUACAGGCAGGAGACUGCAGAGCUGGAGGCCCAGAGUCUGUCCCUGGGGUUAGUAGGAAGGUCAUCUAUUCCAAGCUUUCUCAGCCUUGUGACGCCCUUGAACUUCUGUUCACGGCUGAAAGGGCAGCGUCCACCCCA